AAAACGAAUAACGCUUUUACUUUUUUUUUUUAUAUACGUCUUUUAUUUUGAAAGCGGACUGAAGAAGUCUGAAUGUCAGGACGCUCCAAAAUCAAACUAGGCAGCUAGUUGUUUAAUCGUUGCUCUGACCACGGCUUGUUUUUCAGAAUCAUUGUAAAGCACCUUUAUUUAACAUUAUUUUUGUAAUAUACAAUGUACGCAUGUAUACUACGCGAGCAGUCAUAUGAGACAUGGAGCGUCACCCUGGAAGCAGCAGCAGCGCUCAGCGUCAGUCUAAAAGAGAAAGAGACUUUAACGAGGACCCGUUCACUCAGAAACGGCUUCGAGCCGGUGAUGAGACGCCAGUCCCCCGGUCCCUGAGUGCUCGAGCACAGCUGUAUGAACGUGUCUUCCCUCAGUACAGACAGCCUGUGGAAGUCGGGGUCUUUUCUCUGGACUCCGAGAGAGCCUUCUUUAACGACUCCAGACAGCUGCGUUACUACGUGGAUCCGGGCAACAAACCCAACUUCAACCUGCGGGACGGUUACAGAGACCGCUUCAUUAAAAGAGAUGACGGCGUCAAGGAGAGACUUGACCAUCUAUUGCGGUGGAUUGUAGCGAACAGAGCCAAACUACGCUCCACACAUGCCUCUUCAUCCCCCUGUACACUAGGUGUAGACUUUGUCACCUGGCGAGGCCACUUAACAAAGCUGUUGACCACUCCGUAUGAGACGCAGGAGGGAUGGUUGCUGGCUGUGUCCAAGUUUGGAGGCACUCUUUACGUGAGCGAAGUGGAGACAGAGGUUGCCCGAGUCAACCGAGAGAACCGUACAGAGAGGCAUGAGGAGAUGAUGUACUGGGGCUACAAGUUUGAGCAGUACAUCUGUGCAGAUGAUGCGAAUGGCGUCCCAGACCGAGGAGGGGUUGUCAACACAAACGAGGCUUUCUGCACAGUAGUCCAGACUCGCCUAGCAGAACAUAAGCUACUCUUCUCUGGCGAGGUGGACUGCCGAGAUAAGGACCCCAGAGCUCCUCCAGCUCCGGCCUGCUAUGUCGAGCUAAAGACCUCCGCUGAAAUCUGCACCCCGAAACAGCGCAGUAACUUUCACAGAUAUAAGCUUCUGAAAUGGUGGGCACAGUCAUUUCUCCCUGGAGUUCCGCGUGUAGUUGCUGGAUUUCGAGACCAUGAUGGUGUAGUGGUGUCUGUAGAGACGUUCCACAUCUCAAAAAUAUCCCAACUGAUAAAGAACGAGUACAACUGCUGGAAGCCGACAGUCUGUAUGAACUUCUGCAGCGAUUUCCUGUCCUUUGUGAAAUCUGUUGUAAAAGAGGAUAAUCCAAGGCUGGUGUACCUGUUUGCAUGGGAACCGCAUAGAGACGUGACCUACACAGUUCACAGAGACUCCCAGUAUACGUUCCUUCCCGAUUGGUAUAUCAAGGAAAUGGCAAUUCAUCAUCACCACCAUGUGUCUAUCCCUAACAUUUAACACGGUAGUCAAUCAACCCAGAUUAUUUUCUUGUCUGACAGUUUCUUCUUUAGUUUAGUACAUGUAGCUAACAAAUAAGUGAAGCUUAUAAGCACCAGUUUGGCACUGAAGCUCCAGUGCAGAACUAAAGAAGCAAACAUACAUUGUAUGGCCAAAAGUAUGUGGACAUCUGACCAUCACACCUAUACGAUGUGCCCAUUCCAAAAUUAUGGGCAUAAACAUGGAGUGGGUCCGACCCUCCCCCUCCCCCCUUUGCUGUUAUAAUAACCUCCACUCUUCUGGGAAGGCUUUCCACUCGAUUUUGAAGCGUGGCUGUAGGGAUUUGUGCUCAUUCCAGCACAAAAGCAUUAGUGAGAUCAGGCACUGAUGUUAAAUGAGAAGGCCUGGGGUGCAGUCGGCAUGCCAAUUCCAUUCAGGUGUUCAGUGCGGUUGAUGUCUGGGCUCUGUGCAGGCCAUUUGAGUUCUUCCACAUCAACCUUGGCAAACCUUGUCUUCCUGGACCUCGCUAUGUGCACCGGGGCAUUUUUUAUGAUGAAACAGGUUCGGGCCCUUUAGUUUCAGUGAAGGAAAAUCUUAAUGCUACAGCGUACAAAGACAUUUUAGACUUGUGCUUCUAACUUUGUGGCAACAGUUUGGGGAAGACCCACACACACAAGUGUGAUGGUCAGGUGUCCACAUACUUUUGGCCAUAUAGUGUACAUGUAAACCUCACGCUUCCACAUAAUACAGUAUGAUUGAUUCAUAAGGUAACAAUUUGAUCAUGCAAAUUUCAUUUACGAAUGAUUUAGAGAGUCAGUUUAAAUCAAUCACGAGUUUAAAAAAAUGUUACCUUUAUUAAAUCGUCAUAACAUCAAUCAUUACACCCCAUUCCUUUAGUUUCUGUACAUAAAUAAGGAAGCUGCUUUUGUCUUUUGUGGAUACGCCUAUUUUUAAUCCUGUUUUGGGGCCUGACUCAUUUGGCUUUGCUACCAGAACAUGUUCAUUGCUCUAUGCUGUACUUUUAAAUGUGUGAUACUGUGUUCAUUGUUGUUUUGAGAUUUCUUAUAAGCUAUCAACAUAUUCACAUUAAAUUACAGUAACUUUUGGAACCAUCCAAGAAAAGAAAGCAAUAAAGAAACACGUCCACUGCUUGAAAACCUUCAGCAGUCAUCUAGGUCAUUUUGAAUUGCCUGACUCGGCAAUCUGGAAUGGAGUUAAAUAAUUGAAAUCGGAUUUUUUUUUAUUUUUGGGUUCACCAAAUCCCAUACCUGUGAACUCAGGAUUCAAGAUUGUGUUUAGGGUUUUUCAAGCCCUGUUGCUUCGGGAGUUUCAAGUUUGAUUUCCAAGAAUUGCUGAUACUUGGUUUGCUUAUUUAAAUUUUAAAGAGUCAGGGUUGUGUGUUAACCAAAGUAAACAAGCACUCAAGAUUUUUUCCCCCUCAAAUUACCUUUUAAUAUGGAUCUAUAUCCAGUUUCAUCAUACCCAGAUUUAAAUGAACAAAAACUAAGGAAAUAUAACAGAACAUAGUAUUUUUAAUUGAUCGUGUAAUCUAGUUUACAUUGCUCCAACUUCAGCAGACCAAUCACAGCUGGCACACGGUAUUAACAAAGUGAGACUGUUAUGUCAGAAAAUUCUGUCAAUAAGAUCAAAUAGUUAUGAUCAAGUAACAGUGUGAUUUUAGCUCAAUUUUAUACCAAAUAUAUUUCACCUCUGUGCACAGACAUGCUUAUAUUAAUUUCUUAAUGAUAAAAAAAAAAAUAAUUGUACAAGUUAAUGUUCAUAAAUAUUUGAAGCAACAGAGUCAGGGGUAGUUAUUCUGUUACACUGAACUUAAUUAUUCUAACAGAAUUUUGGAUAAGUACAUUAGUUGAAGAUUUGCAUACAAUUUGGCACACAUUUUAACCAUAAUUUGCAUUCUUUAUAAAGUAUCUUUUUUUUCCUUUUAUCUGAUGAAUGGGCUGG
This is a messenger RNA of Ictalurus punctatus (channel catfish), 3407 nucleotides long. RefSeq names its product decapping exoribonuclease (gene dxo). NCBI's taxonomy places the organism in Eukaryota, Metazoa, Chordata, Actinopteri, Siluriformes, Ictaluridae. Gene Ontology annotation, cellular component: nucleus; cytosol. The transcript has 7 exons. The coding region runs from base 231 to 1466 and encodes 411 amino acids. Gene Ontology annotation, biological process: NAD-cap decapping; nuclear-transcribed mRNA catabolic process. Gene Ontology annotation, molecular function: mRNA 5'-diphosphatase activity. The record is from RefSeq and is a predicted model, not a curated record.